Salmo salar (Atlantic salmon) is the source of this 1281-nucleotide messenger RNA. It is a transcript of the gene uck2b, whose product is annotated as uridine-cytidine kinase 2b. Gene Ontology annotation, molecular function: kinase activity; ATP binding. The record is from RefSeq and is a predicted model, not a curated record. NCBI's taxonomy places the organism in Eukaryota, Metazoa, Chordata, Actinopteri, Salmoniformes, Salmonidae.
CAGCGGGACAGUGUAUUCUUCCCAGCUGCGUUGUUGUAGGCACGUUAUUGCAAGCAUGGCCGGGGACACUGAAACACAUCUGAGUGACUAUGCCGAAAAUAACAACGUUAUCCGACAACCAUUCCUUAUCGGUGUGUCCGGAGGCACUGCCAGUGGCAAGUCGUCGGUGUGUGAGAAGAUCAUGGAGCUUUUGGGCCAGAACGAAAUCGACCACCACCAGCGACAGGUAGCCAUCCUCAGCCAGGACAGUUUCUACAGAGAGCUGACUCCAGAACAGAAGGCAAAAGCACUUAAGGGCCAGUUCAACUUCGAUCAUCCAGAUGCCUUUGACAAUGAGCUGGUCAUGAAGACUUUGUGGCAGAUUAUGCAGGGGAAGACCGUACAGAUCCCUGUGUACGACUUUUUCACCCAUUCCAGGAAGGAUGAGUUUGUGACUGUGUACCCGGCUGACGUGGUGCUUUUUGAGGGCAUCCUGAUGUUCUACUCCCAGGAGAUAAGAGACCUGUUCCAGAUGAAACUGUUUGUAGACACGGAUGCAGACACGCGGCUCUCACGCAGAGUGCUAAGAGACAUAGGUGAACGGGGCAGGGACCUUGAGCAGGUUCUUACUCAAUACAUUACAUUUGUCAAACCUGCCUUUGAGGAGUUCUGUCUUCCAACUAAGAAGUAUGCUGACGUGAUCAUCCCUCGUGGAGCAGAUAACUUGGUGGCAAUAAACCUGAUAGUACAGCACAUCCAGGACAUUCUGAACGGCGGACUGACCAAGCGGCACAACGGUUGCAUGAACGGGCACAGCACGCCCGCCCGGCAACGACGGACCUCAGAGUCCAGCAGUCGCCCUCAUUGACCUCCUUUGUAUUGGAGGCAGAGUGUGAUUUAGAUCUGUACAUAAUUCCCAAUGGCAUUGCCGUAUUUAAGAUGGAGGAAGGCUACGUCCUGAUUCUCUACCCUGUUACCAGAGUGUGCACUUGCACACUUCUGGUCCUUGUAGGAGAAGUGUAGAGAAUUGGGACACAGCCAAAGAGUAACUACAAUGCUUAUUAUUAUUAUUAUUAUUACUACUGUUAUUACAGGUACUUUUAUUGUAAUUGUUGGAUUUGGUUCAAGUGGGGAGAGAGAACCUCUGGUUUUUGCAAUGAGAUCAUGUGUUAAUAAUUACCCCCUUUUUUUUGUUUUCAUCCGUUUAUUUCAAAUUUGUAUUUCAUAUCGUUUGCUUUUUGACAGAUUGAAUAAAAUGGGGGAACUGGUGUUGUCCAAUGAGAAUUAAACCCUAAAAUCACA